GCACAGCUGACUCUGACGUCACUUUUCAACAUGGCGGACUGGAACCGAGGUCAUGGGUCUGUGGAAGACAUGCUGGAUGCUGAGAACAAGCGCUUGGCUGAUAAUCUGGCCACAAAGGUCUCCAGACUCAAAUCACUGGCGUUCGAAAUUGACAAAGAGGCGGAGGAUCAGAAUGAGUACCUCGAUGGCAUGGACUCUAACUUUAUGAGUGCAACUGGCCUACUGACUGGAAGCGUCAAGCGUUUCUCCACCAUGGUCAGGUCCAGUCGAGACAACCGCCGCAUUCUGUGCUACGUCUCAUUGGGCCUGGUUGUUGCCUUCUUCCUGCUUUACUACAUGGUGUCUCGGCUCCAGCGCUGACUGACCAGAUUAAACAACACUGACUUGAUGGUGGAACUGGAAGGCGAUCUCUGAGGAUUGUCUGGAAGGAAAAAAGACUUGUUUGAAGCAAGAAUAAAAAAAGACAGAUGUGUUUUUCAACACAUACAGCUGACUGUCUGAAUACAACCACCCACUGAGCUUCUUGUGAUCAGAUGAUGAAGGUCUCAGUCUGGAUUAAACCUACUUUGUCAAGAGUUAUGAUACAAUACACUAAUAUUCUACUUGGGGCAGUGGGUGAAAACACCAAAUUUGAUUUACAACUUUCUCCCUUGAGUUGAUGCCUGCAUUUUCAUCAUUGAAAUCUACCAUCGUCAUUUCAAAAGGUGUGUUGGCGAGCUCUCCAAAGUCUCUCCAAAAAGAAAAGUGUAAUUUACCAUACUGGUUGGAAAGGAUUUGUUAUGUGUUACUGUUUUUAAAUGUUUCUGAAUACGUGACAUGAUCUUAAUGCGUGAAGCGGCUUUCAUUAAUGAUGACAGUUUCUAUAUUGUGGUUUUUUUUUUUUUUAGAUAAAUGCAUUAUGGUCUAUUUUUGACACAUUCCAAUCACCUGUUACUACUGUAUAUAAAAAUGCUUAAUA
This is a messenger RNA of Synchiropus splendidus (mandarinfish), 958 nucleotides long. It is a transcript of the gene bet1l, whose product is annotated as Bet1 golgi vesicular membrane trafficking protein-like. Lineage: Eukaryota; Metazoa; Chordata; Actinopteri; Syngnathiformes; Callionymidae. The transcript has 4 exons. Gene Ontology annotation, molecular function: SNAP receptor activity. Gene Ontology annotation, biological process: regulation of retrograde vesicle-mediated transport, Golgi to ER; retrograde transport, endosome to Golgi. The record is from RefSeq and is a predicted model, not a curated record. Gene Ontology annotation, cellular component: SNARE complex; Golgi trans cisterna. Bases 31 to 360 code for a protein of 109 amino acids.